AUGAAGAACAUCACGAAGAACAAAAAUCGUUGCCCAGAAACAGAACCAAUCUUGUCUGCCACUAAAAAUGAGGAGAUAAGUUCCAAUUGUAGAGACGAAUUUGGGAACUCAUCUGGGUAUGGGUUCUUCUAUGGAGAACAAGGAUUUCCCAAAAAAUGUGUUUGUGGAAGUCAUGUUAGGAAGUAUGUAUCAGAGUCAAUAGAUAAUCCUGGACGUCCAUACUUUCGCUGUGGUGCUUCUCGUAAGGUGGGUGAAGAUGCGAUGUAUGAAGAAGUGAAUGAGCUGAAGGUUAUGGUUGAGAAGAUUGAAGUGAAGAAUAUGACAAGUGAGAUGGAAAAUAUGGUUGAAGAGGUCAUCGAAUGCAAAAAGGAACUAAACAAACUCAAGAUCAAGAACAUUGUGCUUGUUUUUUGUUUGUGUUUGUUGGCAUUUGUGAUAAUGUAUCACAUUGUGUUUAACCAUGGUGAAUGA
Microthlaspi erraticum is the source of this 471-nucleotide messenger RNA. NCBI's taxonomy places the organism in Eukaryota, Viridiplantae, Streptophyta, Magnoliopsida, Brassicales, Brassicaceae. The record is from the annotation of a GenBank genome assembly.